Messenger RNA from Trichoplusia ni (cabbage looper), 1959 nucleotides. RefSeq names its product bile salt-activated lipase-like. NCBI's taxonomy places the organism in Eukaryota, Metazoa, Arthropoda, Insecta, Lepidoptera, Noctuidae. The transcript is spliced from 3 exons. The coding region runs from base 1 to 1746 and encodes 581 amino acids. The record is from RefSeq and is a predicted model, not a curated record.
AUGAAGAGUCUAGUGCUAGUUGUGCUGAUCAUCACAUGCAUUGCUGGGUCAGCAGUGAGCAGAGAGGGUCCUCUGGUGAGCACUCCCAAGGGGCAGAUAAGAGGAGUGCGCGCAGAGGAUGGAGACUACGACGGGUAUUACGGAAUACCGUACGCGCUGGUGGAUGAGGACAACCCGUUUGGGCCGUCGACCCCGCAUCCUGACUUCGAAGGCAUAUUCGACGCCGUCACUGAUGGCGUGCAAUGCAUCCAGGCUGCUAACAGUCCCGUCACCGGAGUCAUCCAAUGCUUGCAGCUCAAUGUUUUCGUACCAAACAAGCCUCAGUCUACUGGACCGUUGCCGGUUAUGGUUUACAUUCAUGGCGGUGCAUUCCUAAUCGGAUACAAAUCGGAACAUUCACCGAGAUUCUUCCCCAAACAAGAUAUCAUCGUAGUUACCAUAAAUUAUCGACUAGGUUUGCACGGCUUCCUAUGCUCAAGUGAACAUGGAUUCAAAAACGUUGGACUUAAAGAUCAGGUCCUGGCCCUGAAAUGGAUCAAAGAUAAUAUCGCUGCCUUCGGAGGAGAUGCUGACCAAAUAACGUUGUUAGGGAUGUCAGCUGGCUCGAUCAGUAUAGAUUAUCAUUUACAUGCUGCUGAAAACUUUGCUCAGAGAGCUAUCCUCAUGAGCGGUACUACUUUGACAUCAUGGAUUAUUUCUGAAGAAAAUGACGAAAUUCCUAUAAAUGUUGCCAAAAAUCUUGGGUUUAGUGGUGACGAUGUCAAAGGAGCUAUAGAAUUCCUGAGCACACAAGAUCCAAACAAAGUUGUAGAAGAGGCCGACCGUUUGCACUACUUAGUUAACGAAGACGGCUACCCUGUUAUUAUGCCAUGCGUUGAAAGUAAUUCAGACAGCGGUAUCCUCACUGACUAUCCUGUGAACUUGCAACCAAAAGUCAAAGGAAUAGAUAUUAUGAUUGGAUACGCAAGUAAAGAGAUGAUGUUCAUGUACCCAAAUGUUGACGACUCGCAAUUUUAUAGAACUUACUCCUUCAAUCGGGCACUAUUGCAUGAUUUCGAUGAAGCCCAUGACGUAGAUAUCGUCAGACAAUUUUACAUCGGAGAUGAACAGCCAAGUGAAAGCUUACAAGACGUUAUAAUAGAUUACUCAUCGGAUGCUUCUUUUGUUCAUUCAGCUGAGAGGUCUGUGGACAGGUAUCUCAAUGCUGAAGCGAAAAGUGUUUACAAGUACUUGUUUACAUACGAGGGUGAUAGGAACUAUGUCAAAUUAACGGCAAACCUAACUGCUUCUGGCGCUAGUCAUGGUGACGAAUUGGGGUACAUAUUCGACAAUCCAACGCGAUUCGCGAAUGUUCCUGUAACUGAAGCCGAUCAGAGAAUUAUUGAUGCGAUGACGAAAAUGUGGGCUGACUUUGCUAAAUAUGGGAACCCAACACCACAGCCAACAGACUUGAUCCCCGAGUGGAAGCCAGUCACCAAGAACCAGCGACCCUAUGUGAACAUAGGCAGUCCUAUUAGAGCUGAGAGUCGGGUGUUCAACAAGAGAAUGGCUUUCUGGGAUCUGUUUUAUAAACUGCAUGGGGAUAAAGUCAGGGGUUACGAAGCUAGUGAAGACAAUGAGCAAGGUGGCAAUGAGGAGGGGGAUAAUGAAGAAGAAGGCGAAGAAGAUGGAGGAAAUGGAAGCACUAGCGUAGUACCAUUCACACUUUUAUCAAUAAUACCAAUAGUUGUAAUUUUAUUUAGAUAAAGACCUAAAUACAGUGUGAAACCUUCGAAAUUAUAUGUUUUAUUAUAAUGACUUUGGUCUGUGCAGGAAAUUAAUACAAAACCUGUUUUUCCAUGAGCAUUUCGUGUUAUGGUAGCUCCUGUUUAAAGACAUAUUUUCCGUCAUGUUUUUACUAUGUUCCACGCUGAUAAGAUAAGAUAAGCUAUUAAGUAAAUGCUUUUUUUUGAUCUCAAA